AUGUCAUUUCACGCCCAUCACGACGAAGCAUCUUCGUAUACUGGAUCCCGACACGGUGCUCCUCCAGUGCCUCAUACUGGAAUGCGACGACAGCCGUCAAUGAAUACCCGGUACAUGCAGAUGCUGCUGGAUCUGGACAGUGUACCGGGCUGGCACAACUUGCUAGUGGCAAUUUCUGCAUGGCUCCUCCUCGCAGGCUUUGUCAUUUUCCCUGGCACAUUUACCUCUAUCCAGAGUAUCGACGCCGACGACGAAAGUAUAAGCGACAUUGAGCGCUGGGUCCUCAAGCGUGUGAGGAACCUGCCACUCCUCGUUGUCGCUGGACUAUGCUGCGGGAUUGGGGCUGGAGGGAUGGUGGCCUUUUGGAUCCGAUGGAGGAGAAACUAUGUCUGGCUAUGCAACCGAAUCUUCUUGCCCGGUACCCUUCACGCCAUUGCGGGAUUGCUCUCGACGAUUAUCAACGUCUACACGGCCCAGCACAAGCAGUGGUCGAUCACCGCCCGCGUCUCUGCCAUCGUAGAGGGUAUCUGCUUGGGAGUGUGUGGUCUAUUGUGGACCAUAUACUCGUACUGGCUUCUUGGAGGGGUCAAGCGUAAUCACCGACGAGAAUUUGGACUGCGUGAUGACGACUUGGCCAUGAAGCAAUAG
Serendipita indica DSM 11827 is the source of this 648-nucleotide messenger RNA. Lineage: Eukaryota; Fungi; Basidiomycota; Agaricomycetes; Sebacinales; Serendipitaceae. The record is from the annotation of a GenBank genome assembly.